GGUGGUGAGCGUGAGCGGCAGUGGCCCUCCACUGCCCGCAGAAAACUAUAUAAGCCACCCAAGGGAUGUCGCCCGAGCUCACUCCCUCAGUAGAGCUUGUCGGGGCGACACCAUGGCAGCGAGGCUCCUGGUCGUCUUCCUGGUGACAGCCGCCGCGGCCUCUGAGCAUAGUUCCCACGUGGUGGUGAGCGUGGGCACUGAAGCGUACGGCGCCGCGCCCUACAGCUACUACCCGCAGUCUGUCUACUACCCACAGCACUCCUACCCACACCAUCCUGUCUACUCGCACCACCCGCAGCCUUCCUACGGCCACCACGAGCCCGCCGUGCCCGCCUGCGCCGCCAACACCACCAAACCGUGGUGUCUCGAGGACGCCGAGUACCCGCUGUACGAAAUUCAACACGCCCUCCAGUACAACGCACACCAUGUCCUCGACCUAUACGCCGACGUGGCUGACCUCAACACUGCACUGUCCGUGGAACGGCCGAAGACCCUGGACGAGGAGACCUACCUCUGCCCCUCCGCCACCGCCUACGUCAGGCCGCUGCGAGCCAUCAAUACAGACGGCAAGUGGCGCGUCAUUGUGAACAACGUUGAGGUCCAUUACCAGACCUUGACGCAGACUGCCCGCGUGGAAGAGUGUCUCACCGCCGGCGACGCCUGCCCUCUGGUCCCCGAGUGUUACGGAUCAACAUGCCUGCAGAAGUCCAUCUACCACCGCUUCCUCGUCUACGACCCCUACGAUUACUACCUCCCUUUCAGCAUUGAGACAUUCGCCCUGCCCGCCAGCUGCGCCUGCCUGCUCUCCGCCUACACACUCGACCACUAGGACUAACAUGUCGCCUUUAUGCUGCACUGUGUAGAAAUACAUACUUACAUUUACCAUUAGUCCGCUUACUACUACCACCACCAUCACCACCACUCCCCGCUGCAGCUCUCUCUCUCUCUCUCUCUCUCUCUCUCUCUCUCUCCUCCUGAAGCAACAAAGUCGGUACGUGAAGAAAGCAGUUCUCUACCCUAAAUAAAACCCUGCACUAGUGUCAUAGCGGGGCUUCUCCACCGCACCUCUUUCUUAUGAAGGGAAAAGAAUAAGACGCGAGGAAAUAAAGGAAGCACGUUGACUUUUCACUUUCCUGCAUAACACCACAUUAACAGUUAAGCAACACUGCACACUUAGUUAACCUGUGACAAAGAUAGAAGCACUGGUGUCUUGAUAAAGGAAACAAAAGAUUCUUUAGCAGCUAGGCUAUCAUGUAAAUCUUUUCUGAGUUAUAAGACCGACCACCAAGGAAGACAUUAACUUGCCCUGUUAGAAUAUUACAGAGAGAGAAAAAAAAAUAAUGGAAUGGCAGUGUUCUGGAGAGAGAGAGAGAGAGAGAGAGAGAGAGAGAGAGAGGGGGGCCAUGGCAUCGUCCUUCCUUUGCACAAGAUUAGAUGUUUUCAUAAUAUUACGUACAUACCCUCUGGCGGACGAAAUCUUUUUCUGGAGGGAGAAGGAAAGGAAGGGAAGGGAAUGGAAGUAAAAUUAUAUACGUCCUAAUUGCAUACCUGGGUCAUUAUUACAGAUUUUUUAGUUCUAAUAUAACGUAAUCUGAUUGCACUGUGAAAUCUCGAGACUAAUUCUUGGAGAGGAAAAAGAAUGCAGCGGUAAUGGCAUGUGUACAGCGGUAAUGGCAUGUGUACGUACCAGGAAGGGUCUAUGCAAUUGUACUGCUACUUAAACCCGAAAAAAAUAAAUAAUAAAUAAAUAAAAUUAACAUAACAAAAUAACAACAGCAACAACAACAACAAUAACAUCAAUAAAUAGAAAUAAAUAAAUAAACAAAAUAACAACCAUACAACCCAACAAGCAAUUAAUCUCACUCGUUACUGAAAAGAUCCCAGGAGUCCGUGACACCACCACAACACUGUCCACGCCACACUGUCACCUUCCCCUGGCCAAUGCACCCACGGAAACAAAGAGAAAAGUUCUGACGCCCUGGAACUCAUGAGAAGCAUAACACACACACCUCACGUCAUCUUCCCUACCGCCUACCAGCUGAUCACCGAAACACACACACACACUUACCCUGUUCUCCACGUCCCUGCUGUGCUCCUCCUCCUCCUCUCAGCACCUUCAGGACCUCCACGGAACCCUCACGCACACAAGCACACGCCACGGUGCACACGACACUCGACAUAAAUGCACAAAACGCAUAAAUAUUACUAAUCCCGCCACGCGCUAGCCCCUACUGCCCGCUGUUUACAUGGUGACUGAAAAUUGCGCAACAGCAAGCGUCGACCUGCUGACUUCUGUCUUUAUUUAUUUUUUUCGGCUUUGUAUUUGAUUUCGAAGGCUACUGAUGUAUUUAUGUGUGCUUUAAUAAAUAUUUCAUCUCGUUUCAUAAUUUGCUAUAGGAAUGCAAAAAGUUUACGCUUGGAAAUACGUACGUAUCGCUCUCUUUUCUCCGUCUGCCUUCUCUUUACCUCCCUUUCAUCAAAUACAUCUUUUUUUUUGCUGCGAUUAGCAUGUUUUCUUCAUGUUAUCAGUUGCUCUGGGAAUACAAAAAUUCUAAGCCGUGAAA
This is a messenger RNA of Scylla paramamosain (green mud crab), 2564 nucleotides long. Its product is annotated as neurotrophin 1-like. The coding region runs from base 113 to 829 and encodes 238 amino acids. Gene Ontology annotation, molecular function: Toll binding; growth factor activity. Gene Ontology annotation, biological process: innate immune response; central nervous system formation. Gene Ontology annotation, cellular component: extracellular region. NCBI's taxonomy places the organism in Eukaryota, Metazoa, Arthropoda, Malacostraca, Decapoda, Portunidae. The transcript is spliced from 2 exons. The record is from RefSeq and is a predicted model, not a curated record.